Malaya genurostris is the source of this 753-nucleotide messenger RNA. Its product is annotated as cytochrome c oxidase subunit 3-like. Lineage: Eukaryota; Metazoa; Arthropoda; Insecta; Diptera; Culicidae. Gene Ontology annotation, biological process: mitochondrial electron transport, cytochrome c to oxygen. Gene Ontology annotation, cellular component: membrane; mitochondrion. Gene Ontology annotation, molecular function: cytochrome-c oxidase activity. The record is from RefSeq and is a predicted model, not a curated record.
AUGUCAACUCACUCAAAUCAUCCUUUUCAUUUAGUAGAUUAUAGUCCUUGACCUUUAACAGGAGCAAUUGGAACAAUAACAACAGUAACAGGUCUAGUACAAUGAUUUCAUCAAUAUAAUUUUAACUUAUUUAUUUUAGGAAAUAUUAUCAUUUUAAUAACUAUGAUACGACAUAUUUCGCGAGAAGGAACAUUUCAAGGACUUCAUACUUUUUCUGUAACUUUAGGUUUACGAUGAGGAAUAAUUUUAUUUAUUGUAUCAGAAUUUUUUUUCAUUUCCUUUUUUCAUAGAAGUUUAUCACCAACUAUUGAACUUGGAAUAAAUUGACCCCCUAUAGGAAUUUUUCCUUUUAAGCCUUUUCAUAUUCCUCUUUUAAAUACAGCAAUUUUAUUAACCUCUGGUGUAACUGUAACAUGAGCUCAUCAUAGUUUAAUAGAAAAUAAUCACACACGAACUAUUCAAAGUUUAUUUUUUACAAUUUUAUUAGGAAUUUAUUUUUCUAUUCUUCAAGGAUAUGAAUACAUUGAAUCCCCUUUCACUAUUGCAGAUAGAAUUUAUGGAUCAACAUUUUUUAUAGCAACUGGAUUUCAUGGAUUACAUGUAUUAAUCGGAACAACUUUUUUAAUAGUAUGUUUUUUCCGUCAUUUAAAUAAUCACUUUUCUAAUAAACAUCAUUUUGGAUUUGAAGUAGCCGCAUGAUACUGACAUUUUGUUGAUGUAGUAUGAUUAUUUUUAUAUAUUUCUAUUUAUUGA